This is a messenger RNA of Rodentolepis nana, 1776 nucleotides long. The record is from the annotation of a GenBank genome assembly. NCBI's taxonomy places the organism in Eukaryota, Metazoa, Platyhelminthes, Cestoda, Cyclophyllidea, Hymenolepididae.
GAGAGUAUCUUGGUUUUCCAUGAGAACCCUGAUGAGCCAGUCAUUUCUUACUCUGAUCACCAAAUUCCUCGACAUAUCCUCGAUGACAUCUACAUGAAGAAUAGCCGUCUAGCUGUUCCUAGAAUUCUAUCUUCCUCAUUCUUUCUCGAUCUCUGUCCCGCUGACGGCCAUCCGCCUUCUUCUGCCUUUGCCUCUGCAGCUGAAACCAAAGAUAACUCCAUGGACGGGCAUACUGGUCACCGUCAUCUUUGCAUUGUCCUUCUUCUAAACUCGAAAAACCGUGAACAAAAUGCCUUCAAAUUGGAUCAAUUCCGCAUGGUUUUAGGGCAUGUAUCACAUGCUCUUAAGUUUUCUCUUGGUCUGUCUCAACAUUUGCCUGCAGAUUUUUAUCCUCUCCUUUCUCCAGCUUAUAUUUACGCUGACCGACAAGCUGCCUGGUUAAAUAAUAUUUCAGAUUCUUCUACAUGCUCUUCCUGUCUCGAUUUAUCAAUGAAUCUUGAUGGGCAGCUUCUUGCUCUUUGGAGAAUCACAUCUCGAAUACUUGCUUUCAGACCCCUCUUUAGAAAUGGGACACUUACCUCAGAUUGGCUGAAAGGAACUUUAACUGAAUUGGUGAUGGAUUCUCUAUCCGUUGAUGCUUUUCUAAAAUCUCACGAUGUCAGAGAAUUACAAGCGAAUGUUGCGGGGUGGUCGUUGGCUUAUCUUCCCAAAAUGGAAUCGCUUUUAGUGGAUGAGCUUGCCGUUCCAUUAUGGUUAAGAAUUCGUUUGAAACUUGCAAGCAUAAUGCACUUUACGCUUUCCUACAUUGAUGGUAUGUGGGCUGAUCCGUUGGACUUUUUCCUAACCAGUGGAUUCACUUUCAUUUUGUUGGCUGUGAUAGCAGUCUAUCGAGUGGGAUGGGAUUUAUGGAGUGAAAUGGCUCCACGUUCUCGAUCUGGCAUGAGUUUCACUCCAGUGAUGUCUGAUUUGAGGACUAAGUGUCCCAACAACUUGCAUUCCCCGCCAAUCAAUCGGUUAAAGGAUGAUUUGGAACCCAGGUCACUCGUUUUAACCCCAUCCACUUAUGAUCGUUUAAUCUCUUCUUCACCCAAGGGCCAACUCACGAUUCUUCUCUGCACUGACGCCUCUCCACUGGGUCAACGACUGGCUGAUCAGUUCUAUCAAAUUUGCUAUCGAUAUAGAGGCAACUCAAGCAUUGAACUCGUGCCAGCAUGCUUGUUCUUGGAUCGUUACGCUGAUUGGUUGGGUUGGGCGCUAGAGGCUGCAACUCGAAUACCUUUUCGCCCCGCUAAUCCUUCAGGCCACUCCAACAAGGUAUCAUUAACUUUUAACCCUGUCAACUGCCGAGGAACUGUGUUCGCCAUCAAUGGUUUUCGAAGAUACUUCCAUAUGUAUCAUCCACUACUUCCCGGUAGCCAGGCGAGGUCGUACGAUCAGAAUUCAGAUUAUGAAACGGAGGUGAAUGGUUCUUCUCUUCGACAUCGUAAAAAAGCACUUUCAAAGGAGUCUCGUCGCGUGGCCAACUUUAGUCGUCUCUUAGGCCUUAACCACCUUUCCUCUUCAGAUGAAGAUGACGAUGAUAGCAUUUAUGAAUCAGAGGAAGAUGAAGUAGAAAGUAGGGGAAUCUUACCUACAGAACUUCCCCUAUUAGAGUAUGAAGUGCUUGCAGGUCUUCCUACAUGGUUCGAACGACUUUUUGAGGGAUCUUUGAGGCGCCAUCAAGUGUCUGAGUGGCCCAAGUAUCUCACGACCAAAUCUUCUUGCUUUGCAGUGUAA